Molecule: messenger RNA, 1542 nt
Organism: Propithecus coquereli (Coquerel's sifaka)
Lineage: Eukaryota; Metazoa; Chordata; Mammalia; Primates; Indriidae
Product: transient receptor potential cation channel subfamily M member 7-like
Exons: 7
Coding region: 1-1542 (513 amino acids)
Biological process (GO): monoatomic cation homeostasis; monoatomic cation transmembrane transport; calcium ion transport
Molecular function (GO): protein serine/threonine kinase activity; calcium channel activity; ATP binding
Source: RefSeq, a predicted model, not a curated record
AUGGCUCUCGUACUACUUAGUUUUGGUGUUCCCAGAAAAGCAAUACUUUACCCUCAUGAAGCACCAUCUUGGACUCUUGCUAAAGAUAUAGUUUUUCAUCCAUACUGGAUGAUUUUUGGUGAAGUUUAUGCAUAUGAAAUUGAUGAACUUUUCCUAACAGAAGAAGAUCAAAAGAAGCUUCAUGAUUUUGAAGAGCUUUGUGUUGAGAUGUAUUUUAAUGAAAAAGAUGACAAAUUCCAUUCUGGGAGUGAAGAGAGAAUCCGUGUCACUUUUGAAAGAGUGGAGCAGAUGUGCAUUCAGAUUAAAGAAGUUGGAGAUCGCGUCAACUACAUAAAAAGAUCAUUACAGUCAUUAGAUUCUCAAAUUGGCCAUUUGCAAGAUCUUUCAGCCCUCACUGUAGAUACAUUAAAAACACUCACUGCCCAGAAAGCUUCAGAAGCUAGCAAAGUUCACAAUGAAAUCACACGAGAAUUGAGUAUAUCCAAACAUUUGGCUCAAAACCUUAUUGAUGAUGGUCCUGUAAGACCUUCUGUAUGGAAAAAGCAUGGUGUUGUAAAUACACUUAGCUCCUCUCUUCCUCAAGGGGAACUUGAAAGUAAUAAUCCUUUUCUUUGUAAUAUUUUUAUGAAAGAUGACAAAGGUCCUCAAAGUAACAUAUUUGGUCAAGAUUUAUCUAUAAUACCCCAGGGAAAAGAAUUUAAUUUUCCAGAGGCUGGUUCCUCUUCCGGUGCCUUAUUCCCAAGUGCUGUUUCACCCCCAGAACUGCGACAGAGACUACAUGGGUUAGAACUCUGUGAGCCUGUCACAGUGUAUCGUUUGGAAGAGAGUUCACCCAACAUACUGAAUAACAGCAUGUCUUCUUGGUCACAGCUAGGACUUUGUGCCAAAAUAGAGUUUUUAAGUAAAGAAGAGAUGGGCGGAGGUUUGCGAAGAGCUGUCAAAGUGCAGUGUACCUGGUCAGAGCAUGAUAUCCUCAAGUCAGGGCAUCUUUACAUUAUCAAAUCUUUUCUUCCUGAGGUGGUUAACACAUGGUCAAGUAUUUAUAAAGAAGAUACAGUUCUGCAUCUCUGUCUCAGAGAAAUUCAACAACAGAGAGCGGCACAAAAGCUCACAUUUGCCUUCAAUCAAAUGAAACCCAAAUCCAUCCCAUAUUCUCCAAGGUUCCUUGAAGUUUUCCUGCUGUAUUGCCAUUCAGCAGGACAGUGGUUUGCUGUAGAAGAAUGUAUGACUGGAGAAUUUAGAAAAUACAACAAUAAUAACGGUGAUGAGAUUAUUCCAACUAAUACACUGGAAGAGAUCAUGCUAGCCUUUAGCCACUGGACUUACGAAUAUACAAGAGGGGAGUUACUGGUACUUGAUUUACAAGAUGGAAAGGAUUAUGAUGUACGGAAAAUUCCAAGUUGGAAUGGUGCUGAUACACGUGAAAAUCAAUUUGCAGCUACUAGAAGUGGGGAGGAGCAUAUAAAUUCUUUAAAACAAAAAGCCAGUGUUAACAGGAUUGGAGAAAUGAAGUUAAAAGGAUUCGAUGUUGCUCCUGAAUAG